AUGGGAGUGCCUAUGCCAUCGCAAUCUCUCACGAACUUCGAUUCGAACCACCUCAUCAAGAUUCACCGACCAAGUAUCUGGCGCAUGCUCGUGAGUGGUGUGAUCCCGCUUUCUUUCGUGCUUACGACGGCUGCUCCUCUCAACGUCAGCCCCCGUCAACACGUCGAAGCAAGCGAAGUCACGACGGGGCGCGCAGCAAGCGGCAUCACUGGUCUGGCCGACGGCCUUUGUCAGAAUGGGUUAAGCUCGGGGGCAGAACCACGCGCUGUCCACAUCGGUCAAUUCAAUACGCAUAAAUCCUAUCCUCGAGGCGAGAUGUCCUUCGGCACGCCCAGAAGACGAGUGCGGACAUGCCUCACCGAGGAAGCGGCCUACUCAUUUCGUCAGCAGGACCGCCUUCUGAGCGUCGGGUCCGCCCAUUUCCAGCGGUUCUCUCAACGCCCCCGAUUCCCGAUUCGCGGCUGCGCUGCGAUGGCCCUCCCCGACGCCGUGACGCAUGUCGUCGCGAGGGUGCGCCAGACUGCAUGGCCCGGCACACGCCAUCCCACAUCACACAAGCCCGCAGCCAGGCGCGAGCGCCGAGAGCGUUGGAAAAGCCCUGGAUCAUCAUCAGUGGCCAUAUCGACGCAGCCCGGCCGGCAGUCGCCACCACCCUGCGUGAUGUCAGUUGGUGUGCUCCCGGCCAUGACCGGCGGUUCAUCGAGGGCUGCCGACGCGCUUGCGAAGGCAAAUAGGCGCUGGCUCAGCUGGGGAGGCCUGGCGUGCCGCCCGCUGGAGCGGCUCGCCGUCGAAUUCAUUGAGGGCUGCAGACUGCAGAAGGCAUGCCGUACGCAUAAACUAGACUUCAAAAUGACGAAGCACAGAAGCACAGAAGCAGAGAACUCUUAG
Molecule: messenger RNA, 888 nt
Organism: Postia placenta MAD-698-R-SB12
Lineage: Eukaryota; Fungi; Basidiomycota; Agaricomycetes; Polyporales; Adustoporiaceae
Exons: 6
Coding region: 1-888 (295 amino acids)
Source: RefSeq, a predicted model, not a curated record